Oncorhynchus masou masou (cherry salmon) is the source of this 2397-nucleotide messenger RNA. RefSeq names its product OXA1L mitochondrial inner membrane protein (gene oxa1l). Bases 598 to 2007 code for a protein of 469 amino acids. The transcript is spliced from 10 exons. The record is from RefSeq and is a predicted model, not a curated record. NCBI's taxonomy places the organism in Eukaryota, Metazoa, Chordata, Actinopteri, Salmoniformes, Salmonidae. Gene Ontology annotation, biological process: protein insertion into mitochondrial inner membrane from matrix. Gene Ontology annotation, cellular component: mitochondrial inner membrane. Gene Ontology annotation, molecular function: membrane insertase activity.
ACUAACUAGCCUAGAAUCUGGCCACACUGAAUAUCUCUCAAUUUCACUAUUACUCCACCUCAGUGUAGAUUCCAGGUUAUGCUUGAAACAAAAUUUCAAAGUAGUAAAUAAUCUGAUUAUCUUCCCUGGUCCUUUAUUGGUAACACUACCCUUUAUAAGGGUUUAUAAGUAACGGUCAUAGUUUAUAACAAUGAAAGAUGUCCAUCCUAACCUUAUACAACACAGGACCAUUACAGAUUAAAAACAGUCUUGAUAAUCGUUUUUUUAACAGAUGAUAGAAAACAAAGUAAUGUAGCCUCUUGGGUUCUGAUGGACUACCACAGUUGAAAUAAACUCAUGCGGCAUUUAUAAAUUAUAUUCUCAAGAAUCAAUGGGUACAUUUCAUUAAUGUACAAGUCCAAAAAUGGAUGUAUCUACUGCUGAUUGCCCCUUUAACAGUAAGAUUCAUAUCGGCCUACAUAGGUUUUGUGUGAAUAAAAUAUACGUCUACCUGCUAGUUUUAAUUUAUAUUAAAAUGCGUUUAAGGAUAAUACGAAUUUGGUAAGACCAUGUACGCUUUCCGUACAAACUUUUUUUUUUUUUACUAACAAUUCCAACAUGGCUGCGAUCAGGAGUGGAGUGACUCCGGGUUGUCUAACGAGAUGUUUUUUAAGACAAAGUGGAAUAUCAAGUGCAAGCAACCCUUCAUUUACAGAGAGAUGGAACCAGAGGUUUCUACAGAGAUCCCAUCUUCACACAGUAAUAGAGUGCAGGAGUCCUACAACUAGAGCUGUUCUCGGUCGACGUCACAAUGGACGGUUAUUAUUGGUCAGCGCUGUGUCCGUCAGGCACAACAGCUCACAGGUCCCAAGUGAAAGUAUACCUACGGCAACUCCAGUGCUGGAAGCAUCCAUUGCCAGCCCUGUCGUCGUUGACCCCGCCUCUAUUAACACAGAGCCAAUCGCCGAGCAGGUGUUAGAGGCUGCACCAACCGCAGUGGAUAUUCUGCAGGGGGUGGGAGCAGAGCUGAGCCUAUCAGAGCUGGGCCUGGGGAGCGCCACUCCUGUUGGCCUGGUCCAGAACCUACUGGAGUUCAUGCAUGUGGACAUUGGGAUGCCGUGGUGGGGAGCCAUUGUUGUAGGCACAGUGCUGGCUCGCAUCAUGGUGUUCCCGGUCAUCGUGAAGGGUCAGAGGGAGGCGGCCAAGCUGAACAACGUUAUGCCAGAGAUGACUAAACUCACCAACAAGAUGAACGAGGCCAAACAGAGUGGAAACAAGUUCGACUUUGCUAAGGCGUACUCUGACCUGACCAUGUUCCAGAAGAAACAUGACGUCAACCCUCUCCGUGGCUUCCUUGUCCCUUUGGUGCAGACUCCAGUCUUUAUCUCCUUCUUCAUCGCUCUCAGAAAGAUGUCCUACCUCCCCGUCCCCAGUAUGCAGACAGGAGGUUGCUUGUGGUUCUUAGACCUCACAGCAGCAGAUCCUUUCUACAUUCUCCCCAUUGCUGUGACCGGGACCAUGUUCGCUAUACUGGAGCUGGGGGCAGAGUCUGGUGUGGACAACCCUAACCUGAAAGCCAUGAAGACAGUGUUCAGAAUCAUGCCCUUCGUCAUCCUCCCUCUCACCAUUAACUUCCCCACGGCGGUGUUUACGUACUGGAUGACGUCCAACUGCUUCUCCCUGGCCCAGGUGGCCCUGCUCAAACACCCCCUGGUCAGACAGAAGCUGAGGAUCCCAGAGAGGAUCGAACACCCUACCUCCGCCCUGCCCCAGAACGACGGCUUCUUCGAGACCAUCAAGAAGGGCUGGAAGAACGCUCAGCUUGCCCAGCAGUUGGAGGAGAGGGAGAGGAGGAUCAAGAACCACCUGGAUAUUGCAUCAAAAGGUCCAUUGAGACAGACCUUCACUCACAACCCUCUACAGCAGUCGACACCAUCCAUUGCAGCAGCAACCAAGUCAGCCAAAGCAAAACAAGCAUCCCCGGCAACCGGUGGUAAGAAGAGGCCAUGGGAGGAGACUAUUGGUUGAAGAAGAGUGACAGUUUGAAGGCCCAAUGAAUUAUGUGUGCAUAUUUAUUGAGUGAGAAGUGUGUGGAGGGAUUGGUAGACAGGACAUGGGCGCACAGGGUUUGUCAUAAAUGUAGUCUAAAUAAAGAGCAAACUCUUCUGUUGCCUUAAAACGUCUUGUGUACAUUAUGACAACCUGAAUUCUGAUUUGAAAACAGGAAAACGUAUAGUUGAUUAUAUCCAUUGGAAUGACUGCAAUGGAAUUGUUAAGUUAUAUAUAUAUAUAUAUAUAUACACAAUUGAUCGUUCCCCGUUGUGCUGUUCUUAUUUGAUAGUUUUCAAGAGCUAAGAAGUUAAAGCAGAUAUCCAAUUUUUUGACUUGAAUGCUAAUCAUUAAAAAUGUUAAAUUCGC